AUACCCUUUCGGAGCCACUCAAUUGAGAGAGACCCGAGCGAGCAAGACACAUUCCGUUUGCGUUUGCAGAGACGUAUUUUGCGAUCACAUCAGACCCCGCACGAGCUCGACCGACCUUCGAUCACCGAAGCUUCUGUUAUCGCUCCUCAACGACCGUACCGCAAGCAUGUCCGCCCUUCGCGCCCUAGCUGCUCGCCGCACUCCGCUCGUUUCUUCUAGCAUUACGAAGCGCGCAGGCUUCCACUACUCAAUAGUCCGCGCCGCAGGCAAAGAGACACAUCUCCAUAGCGAAGGACGUGGGGAGGAGGUGCAGGAGAAGAAAGAGGAUUUGCUGAAGAAGCAGAAGGAGGGCAAGGGCCAUUGGGAGGAGAGCCUUGCAUCGGACAGCGAGAGUAUUGUCAAGGCGGAUCGAGGCGAAGUGGAGGCGUCAGAGGACACAAUCAAGAAACUACAGGAGGAAGCUGCAAAGGUCGCCAAUAAGAAGUUGUGAGCGGGCCGACUGCUGCAUGUUAGGCAAUUAAGGAACGUGGGCUGGAGGAUGAUAUCUAACAUUUACCUCUCUCAGAUUGUGUCGGAGCUUAGUGUGCCGACGGUGGUAUUGCAUCAUUUCUUUUAGAGCUAAUUCAUACUCGAGAUCAAGACUUAUUUGACACGCUGUACAUUCA
Messenger RNA from Trematosphaeria pertusa, 665 nucleotides. RefSeq lists its product as uncharacterized. The record is from RefSeq and is a predicted model, not a curated record. The transcript has 3 exons. Bases 167 to 490 code for a protein of 107 amino acids. Lineage: Eukaryota; Fungi; Ascomycota; Dothideomycetes; Pleosporales; Trematosphaeriaceae.